This is a messenger RNA of Penaeus chinensis, 1579 nucleotides long. Its product is annotated as RNA polymerase II degradation factor 1-like. The record is from RefSeq and is a predicted model, not a curated record. The coding region runs from base 223 to 1416 and encodes 397 amino acids. NCBI's taxonomy places the organism in Eukaryota, Metazoa, Arthropoda, Malacostraca, Decapoda, Penaeidae. The transcript has 7 exons.
GCUGGCUUGACCUUGUCUCGUAAGUUCAGUUGUUACCUUACUCUCUUCAAGGCGCUGGUGUGUCUCUUAACUUUCGUACGGUGUAAUAAGUUAUUGGAAGAAGCAGUUCUCCAGAUUUUUAUACUUUUGGUGCUCAAGGGUUACUGAACCAGAAGGGUUCUGGCAUUUGCAAGCAAUUAACUCUCUACAUUGAUUUAUUGGUACAAAAAAAAAAAAAAAAAAAUGGGCAGCCGCAACUACCAAGACACACCAAUGCCACGUCGUCAUAGUCUGUUGGACGUCACUCUCGCUCCAAAAUGGCGGCACAGGAGUCAUUCGUUGAGUCUCGUCAAUGUGUCUGGAUUUUCGCCAGGAUUAAGUCAGAUGAGCACGAGUGGCAGCCAGAGAACGCCAGCCACCCCUUGUUUCGUCAGUCCUCGAAUGGCCUUUUCCACGCAGUUCUCUUACGACUCUCCCAUACAGAUCCUGACCUCCAGCAACCCUCGCAUCCUAACCCCUGGCAUGGUGUCCCAACUGAAAGGGCGGUUCUCCAUGAAGAGGCUGUCCCGUCGCUGGAAGAUCGUGUUGAUCAUGUUCUUCACCGCUCUCGGCGCUGGCCUCUUCAUAAGCAGGAAGAUGGGCGAAAUUUCAAGCAUGAACAAGAGUUCUUGUGAAGACGGUGGGCACGGAUGUGAACCGGACCACCGCCAUCCAGGACUCGCCGAGAGAUUCAUGGAUGUAGUUUCCAUCGACAAAGUCCACGAGCACAUCCACACCCUAGCGAGAGGCCUGCGCAAGAGCCUGGAAGGGGAGGAGGGGCAGCAGCAGGGAGAGCCGGCAGGACAGGAACACGAGACUGAAAACGAGGACGAUCAGACGCUCGAGGAGACUUCGCUCGACACGGGGACCACCACAGAAGACUUGGAAGAACAAGAGCAAGAGCAAAAUGAACUAGAUGAUGAAUGGGUGUUGGACGUUCCCGACAGGUACCCGAGAGGUCUAAGAGAACAGACCACAUACGGGACGAGAAAUUCUGAAGGUGGACGAAAGAUGGUUGAAUCAGAGUACGAAGAGGACGGGGAAGACGCUCCUGCCCCGAGCCAAAGGGCGUCGCACCUCGCACCCCAGCAGAGGCAGCAGGAGGUGACCAACAGGCGAACAGGAAGUCCCCCAAAGAAAAUAGUAGCAGCCCAGAGCAGGGUGCAGGGAAGGCCUUCGUCCGCCAGGUCUCAGCAGCAGAACCAGAACCAGCAGCAGCAGCAGCAGCAGCAGAAUAAACGGAACUACCAGCAGUACCAGCAGCAGAACCUUGGCCAGCGGAGGAGCGAGGGCCAUCGAGGGCAGAGACCCCCUCCUCAAGAAGGCCGCAGGUACGCGCAGGGCAAGCGACCGGUGAGGACCCCGCCUGGCGUUAAUCCACGAAGAUAUGAAAUGUGAUGUUACUUCCGAAAACCCUGUGAAAUCUUGCGUAAGGUUAUAACAUUUUUAAAGAUGAUGAACAUAGGCUGUGGAGACUACUAUAAUUUUUAAUAUUUCGAUAGGUGAUUUUAUAAUUUUAAACAAGACGCUAUUUGACUAUUAUAAUAAAUAAUUAAGGUAA